CAGAUCAAUCAACCACAAGUCCCGACGUGAUUUGCCCAUCACCGAUGGCCAGGACGGCAGAGCCGGGCGAAGCGGCUGACAGAAAAGCUUAAUCCUGGCCAAUUUGCUUGCUCCGUGUUGCACAACUCUGGCAACUUUGAACCCGAUUGCUGACUGACCAGCUCGAAACGUGGUGUUUCUCAUUACGCAGUUUUCAGUCCUCAUCGUUAAAAGGAUUUUAUCGCGUAAUACACCAGCGCUCGCCGUGUUUGCCAGGCAAACAUCGCACCUGGUUCAAGAUGCAUAGAUGCCUCUUCGGACGCUCGUCGAGGGAAGCUGAGGAGGACAUCACCGAUAUCAACGAGAAAGCUGUCUGGACCCCGCGAGACUGGUCUGCCAUCUCCUUGACAGCCAUCAGGCUUCUUCAGUUCGCCUAUUUCGCCUUCGUGCACGCCUCGCUCCGCAGCUUCGAGAGGUCGAGUUACUUUCGAGAAGAUGGCCCUUGGCAUCACUCGCCAGACGGGAUGCGUCACUCGACGCGGAUGAUGCGCUGGGCUCGGAUGCAGGCUUCUAUAAACUUGAUCUACCACGCCGCCGUCCUCGUCGUUCCCUGGCUGCUUCGGCUGGUGAGGGCGACCAGACGGCCAUACGCCGGCUUCGCGGCCGUCUUUGGUGACGGGUGUGCCAUGUUGGCCCUCCUUAAUACUCUGGCCAUGCUCGACACCGCCCACGAGGACUACUGUCACGGUCCCCCUCCGAGAGAUGACUUUGAUCUGCGCGCCAUGUUCGGCAAGGGCAGCCGCCAUCACGACAUGAGCGGCCACCGUUCCGUCUGUCAUUCGCUCGAUGUGGUGUUUGGCCUGGGCAGUCUCGUCAUCUUGUCACAUGUCCUUAGCGCUGCUGUCACCGCCCUGCGGGCAAAGAGGCCAACCCCAACAGUGCAUGCAAAGGUGGAAGCCGCCAGCGAUGUAGAGCAGGCUAUCCCUCGUCCACCCGCCCACGUCGAGACGAGUGUCCCCACAACGCCGAGGAGACAACACUCGCCGCCACCGCCUUAUCUCCCCGUCGUCGCUGGGCUGGUUCAGGGGCAUGCAAGCUACCCCGACCGCUCUGAGCCGAUUACAGCCCCAAGAGGCCGGUCCUCUGUCGAGACCACUUCGUCUCUUGGCUUUGAGAACUACCUGGUAUCUGAUGGAUGGCGUGCACCGGAGGUGCCUCCAGAAUACUCGAGUAGGCCACCGAGCCUGCAUCAAGUUCUGCCGUGAAGUAAUGCUGUCGUUGGAGUUGGACUAGUCGCCAUUUUGUCUGUUCGGGAAACAUAGUGG
Molecule: messenger RNA, 1304 nt
Organism: Parathielavia appendiculata
Lineage: Eukaryota; Fungi; Ascomycota; Sordariomycetes; Sordariales; Chaetomiaceae
Exons: 4
Coding region: 279-1244 (321 amino acids)
Source: RefSeq, a predicted model, not a curated record